CGCCCCACCUCUGCACCCAGCCGCGCCGCGCGGCAGGGACCGGACGGCGCAGGAUCCCGAGCCGCCCACGGUCCGGGGCUUCCUGCAGCCGGCCUCCCGCACCCGGGGGGAACUUCGGCGGCCGCGGAUCCAGUCCAGGGGCGGCUCGGAGGCGGCGGGCACGCGGAUCGCGGCUGACCCCGAGUCACCCCCGAGGCCUCGCUGCCCCCCGGCACCCGCGCGGCGCCCGCCGGGGUCGGUCCCCUCCCCCCGGGUGGGGGUGGGGCGCCGCCGGCCGCCCGGACCCGCAGCUUUGUCAUUGAUCCCAAGGUGCUCGCCUCGCUGCCGACCUGGCUCCCAGACUGGCUGGGCGCGACCCCGAGUCCACGCCGCCGUCCUGCCCCCCGAACUGACAGGUGCUCCCUGCGAGUCUCGGGCGACUCCUCCGCGCUCCCCCGCGUCCCCACCCCCUCUUUCCUCCCUCGCCUCCCCCCACCCCCGGCACUUCGGCACAGCUCAGGAUUUGUUUAAACCUUGGGAAACUGGUUCAGGUCCAGGUUUUGCUUUGAUCCUUUUCAAAAACUGGAGACACAGAAGAGGGCUCUAGGAAAAAGUUUUGGAUGGGAUUAUGUGGAAACUACCCUGCGAGUCUCCGCUGCCAGAGCCGGCCCGGCGCUUCCACCGCAGCGCAGCCUUCCCCUGGCGGGGCUGAGACUCCGAGUCGCCGCUUCCCCAGUGCCCGCCGCGAGUGAGCCCUCGCCCCAGUCAGCCAAAUGCUCCUCCUCGGCCUUCUUCUGCUGACAUCUGCCCUGGCCGGCCAGAGACACGGGACUCGGGCUGAGUCCAACCUGAGCAGCAAGUUCCAGGUCUCCAGCGACAAGGAGCAGAACGGAGUGCAAGAUCCCCGGCAUGAGAGAGUUGUUACUGUGUCUGCUAAUGGGAGCAUCCACAGCCCGAGCUUUCCUCACACUUACCCAAGAAAUACGGUGCUGGUGUGGAGAUUAGUAGCUGUAGAGGAAAAUGUGUGGAUACAGCUGACAUUUGAUGAAAGAUUUGGGCUGGAAGACCCAGAGGAUGAUAUUUGCAAGUAUGAUUUUGUAGAAAUUGAGGAACCCAGUGAUGGAACUGUCUUAGGACGCUGGUGCGGUUCUGGGACCGUGCCAGGAAAACAGAUUUCUAAAGGAAAUCAAAUCAGGAUAAGAUUUGUAUCCGAUGAGUAUUUUCCUUCUGAACCCGGAUUCUGCAUCCACUACAGUAUUGUCAUGCCACAAGUCCCUGAAGCUGUGAGCCCUUCAGUUUUACCCCCUUCUGCUCUGCCGCUGGACCUGCUCAAUAAUGCGGUGACUGCCUUCAGUACUUUGGAAGAGCUGAUUCGGUAUCUGGAGCCUGAUCGAUGGCAGGUGGACUUAGAUGAUCUUUACAGGCCGACGUGGCAGCUUUUGGGCAAGGCUUUUGUUUUUGGAAGAAAACCCAGAGUUGUGGAUCUGAACCUUCUCAAAGAGGAGGUGAGACUCUACAGCUGCACACCUCGUAACUUCUCAGUGUCUAUACGGGAAGAGCUAAAGAGGACCGAUACAAUUUUCUGGCCAGGUUGCCUCCUGGUUAAGCGCUGCGGAGGGAACUGUGCCUGUUGUCUUCACAACUGCAACGAAUGUCAGUGUGUUCCAAGCAAAGUUACAAAAAAGUACCAUGAGGUCCUUCAGUUGCGACCAAAAAUUGGAGUCAGGGGAUUGCAUAAGUCACUCACUGAUGUGGCCCUGGAGCACCAUGAGGAGUGUGACUGUGUGUGCAGAGGAAACACAGGAGGGUAACCGAAUCCUCACCUGUAGCACACAUCCCCACCCGCAUCCUACAUCCCCACCAGCAUCCCACAUCCCCACCAGCAUCUGCCACCAGACCUGUCAGGUGCAGCUGCUGAUUGUGUGAGAGAGCUUACUCAUCCAUCGUCUCCAUCUAGAAUCUCAGUUGUUUUCUGCAACAACCUUCCAUCUGCAGAAAUUAAGGUUCUUGAAGAGGUACCAAAAGGUGUCAGUAGUUGCACAGCAGUGCUUUGGAGAGGAGGUCCAAAGGAAGGUCUUCAAUCCUGGAAGCAAAUUAAAUGUUUAUAGAUUGCUAAGAAGCUCCAUAGUGACCACGUUCCUCUUCUACUGGUAGCAAUCUGUAUUUUAGUUCUCAAGAUGGGGGAAAUGAUGUCAGAAUAAGAAAGAUAAAACCAGUGAAAGCAAGAACUUGAUUCUGAACAUUGCAGAAAGAAAUUGGAAUUUCCCCCUUAUGUUUGCAUAUAUAAAUCUUAAUGGUCUGUUUUCUACAAACUUGUUUUUUAAAGAGGAGCUGUGUUGUUAUGAAUUACAUGUGUCAUGCCUAUAUGAGAGACUGGAUUUUCUAUGCUUCUUAAAUUUUCUGCCAUUUAAAAGAAGAGAAAUACAUUGGUGGUUUGGAGGAACAAACCCACGAAGAGGAGUGGUCUUAUUUUCCCUUACCUCUGAGGUGGCUUAUGUGUUUUAUUGUGUACAUUUUUAUAUUCUCCUUUUGACAUUAUAACUGUUGGCUUUUCUAAUCUUGUUAAAUAUAUCUAUUUUUACCAAAGGUAUUUAAUGUUCUUUUUUAUGACAACCUAGAUCAAUUAUUUUUAGCUUGGUAAAUUUUUUCUAAACAGAAUUGUUAUAGCCAGAGGAACAAAGAUGAAAUAAAACAUUGUUGCUCUGUCAAAAACACAUGUAUUUCCUUCUUGUAUGGUGCUAGAGAUUAGAUUAACCUGUAUUUCAAAAGGUGGAAGUGGUAAAUCAAUAGAAUUGAUAGGUCACAGAGAUGUUUUGGAAUAAUUAAAUUAUCAUAGAUUCCACCUCUAUUAUUGGAGAUUCAUUAAAAAAAAACAACGCUGGGAUCAGUGCUAACCCAUCCCUUUCUAUGAGAAAUAGUAGUGUAGCUCAGGCAAACACAAAACACCUUCAUGAAAAAGACAUGACCACUUCCCAACAAAGUGUCCUGUGCCGUGCUGCACUCUAUAAACACAUCCUAUUUAUUGUGAUGCUAGGGUUUAUUUACCUUUAAACUCUGCUCCAUACACUUGUAUAAAUACAUGGAUAUUUUAAUGUACAGAAGUAUAUCAUUUAACUAGCUCACUUAUUAUACUCUUUGGCAAUUGAGAAGAAAAUCAAUAUGAUACUUUGCUUGUAAAAUGCUUACUAUUGUGCCUAGGUUAUGUGGUGACUAUUUGAAUUAAAAUGUAUUGAAUCAUCAAAUAAAAGAAUGUGGCUAUUUUGGGGAGAAGUGAA
Molecule: messenger RNA, 3254 nt
Organism: Nannospalax galili (Upper Galilee mountains blind mole rat)
Lineage: Eukaryota; Metazoa; Chordata; Mammalia; Rodentia; Spalacidae
Gene: Pdgfc
Product: platelet derived growth factor C
Exons: 6
Coding region: 753-1790 (345 amino acids)
Biological process (GO): positive regulation of cell migration; positive regulation of MAP kinase activity; positive regulation of cell population proliferation
Cellular component (GO): membrane
Molecular function (GO): growth factor activity; platelet-derived growth factor receptor binding
Source: RefSeq, a predicted model, not a curated record